AUGAGCCUAGACACUCAAAGGAUCUUGCCGCUUCCUCAAGAUGUCGCCGCCCAGAUCAAGUCCUCCGCGACCAUCGCUUCGCUAACGAGUGUCGUGAUUGGUCUGCUCGAGAAUGCGCUGGAUGCAAAUGCGAAGAAAAUUGAAAUAGAGGUGGAUUACAGUCGUGGUGCUUGUAUUGUCGAGGACGAUGGUCACGGCAUUCAACCCAAAGAAUUCAGGGAGCAGGGAGGCCUUGGAAGGCCCUGCCACACCUCGAAGCACAAAAGUGCCAAAGUCGUCUAUGGAGGCCAUGGAUCUUUCCUUGCUGCCGUUGCUGCUCUUUCGCUCCUCACUGUGACAUCACUCCACCACUCGUACCGCUCCUGUUCCACAGUGAUCCUUCAUCACUCAAGGCCAGUGGCAAGACUGGUCCCAGCUCCACACCAUCAGCAGCUGCGGACCAAUGACAAUGGUACUCGGGUGACUAUACAAGAUCUGUUUGGUAAUAUGCCUGUCAGAGUGAAGCAGCGAGCUGUUGAACACUCUGGAAAUCCAUACAACGAGGAGAAACAGUUUGAGAGCUUGAAAAAGCGAAUGGUCGCUCUUCUUAUCGGGUGGCAUGUUCCUGUCUCGAUAAAUUUGACAAUGAAUGGCUUAAAGAAACGGAAACUUCAGGUUCGACUGAAGAACGUUGGACUGAAUGACUUCCAGAUCGGCGACAGAGAUGUUGUUGAGACGCUCGUAGUCUCGCCUAGGCCUCAAAUUGAUGUCCAAUUAGUUCGCAGUCUCCUUUCGCAAGCUGGGUACAUCGAUCCCACUGAUUGUGGCUCCUGGAUCAAAGCUUCAGCUCGCACUUCCAACGUAACGGCAACAGGUACAUUUUGUUUGAUGCCAGCGCCUUCCAAAGCGGUUCAAUUCAUCUCUUUGGGUAUCAGGCCUUUGAUUGGAGAGACAACAGGAAACCUGUUGUUUGAGGAGAUCAACAGAUUGUUUGCCGAAUCGAAUUUUGGAACCCAGGAGGAAUAUGACGAGACUGUGGAGCAUAAGCGUGUUCAAGACCGUCGAUACAAGCGAGAUGGAUUCACCAAUAGGCAGCUGAAAGGAGGGGGCAAGGGAGUAGACCGAUGGCCGAUGUUCUACCUCCGAGUUGAUUUACAGGAAACCAACGAUUUGGAGAGACUUGAGCGAGAUGGUGUACUACAAAGCGUAAUCAAAGUCAUCAAGGCUAUGGUUACGGGUUUCUUGAAAGACAAUCACUUCAGGCUGCGUACUACUAUCCGGAAGCAUAAGACCGAGCCCAAAAUCAACUUGGCGUUCUCUCAUCUGGCUCCUACUCAUAUUGGCGCGUUCGACUCCUGGAGCCGUAUCAAGAGUAGCAGACCCUUUCGCCCCGCUGGUCAGCUUAUGGUACGAACGUCAGACCCUACAAAAAUAGGCGCCGUUCAUGAAGCGAAGCCAAGGACAAGGUCACCGGAACUGUCUAGCGAAAAUGAUCUUGCAUGUCAACUGGAGGAAGAUGCGAUGAUUGAAUGGACCAAUCCUGUCAGCAAGAUCAACAUGCUCAUAAACGCUCGCACAGGUCUUGUUGCAUUGAAAAGUAAACAGGGGCAACGACCUGUGAGCGCCCCAGAGAGCUUCCGAUCGUCAUUCAUGAUCUCUGCGAAUCGAAUUACUCGCCCUCAUUCUACGCUCCCAGAGCGUGCAAAGCCAGGCUCCUGGGCAAACAAUCUUCUCUCCAAUUGGGAGAACCCAGUCUUCACGCUUGCAGAAGAGCCCAUUCAUAAAUCCACCAACCAAAUCAGCCUUGAGGAGUUGAACAUACACUGUUGUGCUGGUGAGGCAGCUACAUCCUCAUCCAGGGGGAUCCCGGGCAUCUCUUCGGCCAAACUAUCGAAAACGGCCCUCUCUGCAGCUCGGAUCAUCUCACAAGUUGACAGAAAAUUCAUUCUUGCUGACGUAGGGAAGGCCCUAGUCCUAAUAGAUCAACAUGCAGCAGAUGAACGUAUCCGAGUCGAGAACCUACUUGACGACUUUUAUACUCAGCCGCCAAUGACCCUUGCCAAAGCGCUGAAUUUUAAAAUCUCCCAACAAGAUCAGAGUCUCCUGGCAUCUCAGAGGCAGUACUUCGCUCAACUCGGUAUUGAAUAUAGCUUGUCCACCAAUCAACCAGUAUUCAGCCGUCCAGGCCCGGCAAGCGACACAAAGGAUGCUAAGCCUCAGAUCCAUGUGACUUCUCUUCCACAGCCCAUAGCACAGCGCCUCCUCAUAACGCCCUCCCUUUGUCUCAAUCUCAUCCGUUCAAUAGCUUGGUCCCUAUACUCGGGCGAGAUCACUCAUCACACAACAUCCUUACGUCCUCGGCCGCCGAAAGCGAUCCUUGACCUCCUCAACUCCCGCGCCUGCCGUUCAGCUAUCAUGUUCAAUGACGUCCUUUCAAUCUCCGAAUGCGAAGAGCUGGUACGGAAGCUGGCUAGAACAAAUAUGCCAUUCGUGUGCGCACAUGGGAGAUGCAGUAUCGUGCCUAUCGUUGGGCUAGGCAAUGGCGACGGCGACGGCGACUCAGGGGAUAACCGUACAAGACAUUGCGAGAACGAGGAUGAGGUUAGGGAAAGUGAUGCAAUACAUGCCGGUAGAGAAGGGGGGCGUGGGAAUGCAGGACCAGCAUCAUGGGCAGAAGAUGGCGAAGAACCAUUUGCCAGCGCGUGGUCGAGGUGGAAUAAGAACACUAGCUCACACACUGCUGAGGCCUGA
This is a messenger RNA of Bacidia gigantensis, 2730 nucleotides long. RefSeq lists its product as uncharacterized. The record is from RefSeq and is a predicted model, not a curated record. Gene Ontology annotation, biological process: mismatch repair. Lineage: Eukaryota; Fungi; Ascomycota; Lecanoromycetes; Lecanorales; Ramalinaceae. Gene Ontology annotation, cellular component: mismatch repair complex. Bases 1 to 2730 code for a protein of 909 amino acids. The transcript has 2 exons. Gene Ontology annotation, molecular function: ATP binding; ATP hydrolysis activity; ATP-dependent DNA damage sensor activity.